Prunus dulcis (almond) is the source of this 2984-nucleotide messenger RNA. Its product is annotated as probable leucine-rich repeat receptor-like protein kinase At5g49770. Gene Ontology annotation, molecular function: protein kinase activity; protein binding; ATP binding. Lineage: Eukaryota; Viridiplantae; Streptophyta; Magnoliopsida; Rosales; Rosaceae. Gene Ontology annotation, biological process: protein phosphorylation. The record is from RefSeq and is a predicted model, not a curated record. The coding region runs from base 1 to 2790 and encodes 929 amino acids. The transcript is spliced from 19 exons.
AUGGGUGGAACUCGAGCCGCUCAUGUGUUUUCGAUGCUUGUGUUAAUCUCAUUCUUUGUUAUUGCAGCAGAGGGAGCCAUUGAGGAGUAUGCUCCUAUGAAGAUUCUCAUGGAUGAAUGGGACAUAAGACCUCCCAGUUGGGUGGGUUCAGAUCCUUGUGUUGGUGGCUGGGAAGGUAUUGAAUGCACCAAUUCACGUAUAACCUCCAUAGCAUUGGCAGAUAUGGGUUUGACAGGUCGGCUUCCAAGCGAUAUCGAGCUGUUAUCUGAGUUAGAGAUUCUGAAUCUGUCUUUCAACAAGGGCCUGAAAGGACUACUUCCGGAAUCAAUUGGAAAAUUGACGAAACUAGUAUACUUAAACCUAGUUGGUUGCAGUUUCUUUGGCCGUAUCCCAGACACAAUAGGAUCUCUAAAGCAGCUGUCUUAUCUAUCUUUGAAGAACAAUAGUUUCAAUGGGCUGAUUCCGCCUUCCAUCGGUAAUCUGACCAAUCUUUUCUUUCUGGAUCUUUCUGACAACAAACUUGUGGGAUCCUUCCCAGUCUCUAACAGGACUGCACCUGGUCUUGAUCAGUUAGAGAAAGCGAGGCACUUUCAUUUUCAAAAUAAUCAGCUCUCAGGCAUAAUUCCACCAAAACUUUUCAGCUCACAGAUGAAGCUGAUACAUGUGAUUUUUGACAGAAAUAAUCUAACUGGCAGCAUUCCUUCCACACUUGGACUUGUGCAGUCUCUGCAGGCAGUACGCCUUGAUAGGAAUUCUUUAAAUGGGUCCGUACCUUCAAACCUCAAAAAUCUUUCUAAAAUCGCUGAACUGCACUUGUCUAACAAUCAGCUGACUGGCCCCGUGCCCAACCUUACUAACCUGAAUAGCCUAAGCUAUGUGGACAUGAGCAACAAUACUUUUGAUGUAUCAGAUGUUCCUAGUUGGUUUUCAACAUUGCUGAAUUUGACGACAUUAAUGAUGGAAAACACGCGACUUCAGGGAGAAGUACCUCAGGCUCUAUUCAGCAAUUACAAUUUGGAGACACUGAUACUGAGGAACAAUAAGAUCAAUGGUUUAUUGGAUCUCGAAACCAUUUCUGGCAACCAUUUGCAACUGAUUGAUAUGGAAAAGAACUUCAUUACUGACCUUAAACCAAGUGCUGGAGGAUCCAACUAUACAUUAAUACUCGUUGAUAAUCCGAUUUGUGAGGGAACAAACAUGGCAAAUAACUACUGCAUUGUGUCUCCAUCAAAUUCCUCAAAUUUGAUACCACCAAGUAACUGUGCCUCUGUUGCCUGUAGUCUGGGCCAGGUUUCUUCCCCCAACUGUAAAUGUGCAUAUCCUUACACAGGAACUCUAGUCUUCAUAUUUGUUUCUUUCUCCAAUUUGGGAAACUUUAGUUACUACACAACUCUUCAAGACUCGCUCGUAAGAACCUUUCGGUCCUAUAACCUUCCUGUGGAAUCAGUUGCUCUGGGUUAUCCUACCUUUGGUUCAUCUUAUCACCUUGAACUGUUCAUACAAGUCUUCCCAUCUGGUCAAGAUCGCUUCAAUCAGACAGGAGCGUCAGCGAUUGCUUCUGUAAUUAGCAACCAGACUCUUUCGCGUCCAGGAUUUUUUGGACCCUACUCUGCUGUUUUUCCUUAUGGCAACUCAGGAGGAGGAGGAUCAAAAAAAGGCUUGAUAAUUGGUGCAGCAGUUGGUGGUUCUGUGCUUCUGUUAUUAUUAGCCCUUGUAGGGGUUUAUGCUCUCCAACAAAAGAGAACAGCAGAUGAGCAAUGGAGCAGAUCAAUCCCUUUGUCUGGGAUUUCAAAUAGCAGUGCCAGUGCUCCUCGGCUAAAAGGAGCAAUAUCAUUCUCUUUUGAAGAACUUCAGAAAUACACCAAUGGUUUUUCAGAAGCCAAUGAUGUUGGAGCUGGUGGUUAUGGAAAGGUGUAUCGGGGAAUUCUUCCAACAGGCCAAAUGGUUGCCAUUAAAAGAGCUAAAAGGGAUUCUAUGCAGGGAGGGCCUGAGUUCACAGCUGAGGUUGAGCUUCUAUCAAGAGUACAUCAUAAGAAUCUUGUCAGCCUUCUUGGUUUCUGUUUGGAGCAAGGGGAACAAAUCUUGGUAUAUGAGUACGUUCCAAAUGGUGAUUUGUUGGAUAGUCUUUCAGGGAAGUCAGGAAUCAGGUUGGACUGGUUGAGGAGACUAAAAAUAAUUCUUGGUGCAGCAAGAGGUCUGGCCUAUCUCCAUGAACAUGCAAACCCUCCGAUUAUACACCGAGACAUUAAAUCAAACAACAUACUACUUGAUAAAGAUUUAACUGCAAAAGUUGCUGACUUUGGCCUCUCCAAGUCUAUGGCUGAUAGUGGAACUGAUCAUGUGACUACUCAAGUUAAAGGAACAAUGGGCUACUUGGAUCCUGAAUAUUACAUGACUCAACAGUUGACGGAAAAGAGUGAUGUUUAUAGCUUCGGCGUGGUAAUGUUGGAGCUGAUAACUGCUAGAAGGCCAAUAGAGCAAGGGAAGUAUAUAGUGAGAGUGGUACAGAUGGCAAUGGAUAAGACAAAAUAUCUGUACAACCUUCUUGAAGUUCUUGACCCACAUAUUGGUUUGGGAACAGAGCUAAAAGGUUUAGAAAUUUUUGUUGAUUUGGCAAUGUCGUGCGUGGAAGAAUCACAGGAUAAAAGGCCUAGAAUGGGGGAAGUGGUGAAAGUGAUUGAGAACAUAACACAGCUUGCUGCUUUGAACAACUCAACAUCCAAUUCAGCAAGUUAUGAGGAUGGGAGUGGUGAUGAUUUGCUACCAUCUGUACAGCGGUCACGUCCUUGAUCAUACUCGUAUUGCAUAUCAGCCUGUUUAAACGCUUUGGUUAGAAUUUCUCUUGAAUUCGAUAUUGUAUCAGUAUCAUAUGACCAAUAUGUCUAUUAUUAGAUUCAACUAGAAAAACAAGCCUAGGUAUUAAGUGACAUUUAUUCUCCAUUACACAGAGCUUCUUGUUGUUGCUUAAACAACUUAGAAUAAGA